AUGGACGUGGAGGAAUUGGAGAGGCUAAAGACACGAUUUACCAGGAUGGUGCCUGGUUUGGAGGGUGUUGGCUGCGAGGAGAGAUUCGGCAAACUUGGUUUGUUGCCGGCUGAAGAGACGGUGAGGCUGAGACUUGAGAAUGGGGGCAGUCCUUGUGCUGGCCGAGUGGAGAUUCACGACAGGGGACAGUGGAGGACAGUCGAUCAUGUUCUUUGGGAUCUGCGAGAUGCUGCAGUUGUGUGUCGGGAGCUGGACUGUGGCACCGCGAUCUCUGCCCCGGGCGGGGCUCACUUUGGAAAAGGAUCCGGACCCAUUGUGACCAGGCAUGUUGAGUGCAGGGGGACCGAGCACGCUCUGAAGGACUGUCAAUCAGUGAGUUGGGAUCCCCACAACUACUCACACGACAAUGAUGCUGGUGUCAUCUGUUCAGACCACGUCACUCCGAGGUUGGUCCAAGGAAGUUCCAAAUGUUUCGGCAGACUGGAGGUCCAGUUUGGUGACACCUGGAAAACAGUGUGUGGUCUUGACUGGGAUUUUAAAAACGCCAAUGUGGUCUGUGCGCAGCUUCAUUGUGGAGUGGCCGUGUCUCUUUCGAGCUCUGCUCAUUCUGGAGGCAGUACUGUGCUGAUGGGUUCUGAGGUUUUUAAAUGCACGGGCAAUGAGACUCAGCUGAAAAAGUGCCAUCGGUCUUCAGACACUCACCAGGAUUGCAGUGGACACAACAAUGUUACCCUGGUAUGUUCUGAUGAAAAUUGGUGGCCAAGACUGGUGAAUGGGGGAAGCCGCUGUGAUGGCCGAGUUGAGGUUUACUACAAUGGAAGCUGGGGCAGAGUGCAGGACACCCUCUGGGAUCUGAAUGAUUCCCACGUGGUUUGCAGACAGCUGGGAUGCGGUCAUGCCUUAGAAACUUAUAAGUCUUCACAGUACGAGGAAAGUGAUGGCCGUCUGUGGUUGCAUGAUAUCCAGUGUCAUGGACAGGAAUCUCAGCUCCGGGAUUGUAGGAUCACAGGUCCAUUGAAUUCAUCUGUCACCAACAGCAGUGGCGUAGUCAUCCUCUGUUCAGAACAUAUCCAGUUAAGGCUGUCAGAUGGUGGAAGCCCUUGUGCAGGUCGAGUGGAGAUUUACUACAAUGGGACAUGGGGAUCGGUUUGUGACGACUCCUGGGAUAUGAUAGACGCUGAAGUGGUUUGCAAACAACUGGGCUGUGGACACGUCAUGGAUAUGUCACUUCCCUCCUCGUAUGAACCGGGCUCAGGCCCAGUUUGGUUGAAAGAUGUGAAGUGUUCUGGAAAUGAAUCAUUUCUCUGGGAAUGUCCUUCAGCACCAUUUGGUCACCAAGACGAUUGUUCUCAUAAAGAGGAUGUGAGAAUUAUGUGCUCUGAGCACAAGUUGAUGCGUCUGGUGAAUGGAAGGCGACCUUGUGAGGGAAGAGUGGAUGUGUUCUACAAUGGGACCUGGGGAACAUUGUGCUCGAAAAGUCUCGAGUUCCAAGAUGCUGAAGUAAUCUGUAAACAGUUGCGCUGUGGUUCUAUCCUGUCCAUUGAUUUUUACGCUCGCUUAUUCGGAGCAGGGAUGGGACCUAUUUGGCUUGAUGGGAUUGAUUGUCCAACACAUGAGUCAACCCUUUGGCAAUGUCAGAGAAAUCCAUGGGGUCAAAACAACUGUGACCACAGUGAAGAUGCAGGUGUCCUUUGUUCAGGUAACAAGACAAAUCUUCUCAUUUUUCAUGUCAACUGUUCUGGGAGAGUGGAGAUCAUGUGUGAUACACGCUGGGGCUCGGUGUGUGGCGAUUCCUGGGAUAUAACUGAUGCCAAUGUUGUCUGCAGACAGUUGGGAUGCGGCUUCGCUCUGUCGGCCCGAGGAAGGCACACUGUCCCCCAGGGUAACGAUGUGAUUUGGCAGAAUGAUGUGAAGUUAAUUUCUGCUUCCGUUGAUUCACUUAAUCACAUCGAAUACUACACCAGCCAUGGCUUGCAUGACAAUCAUCCAGGAUCAGAAAAUCUUGAGGUGAACGCCAACAGUAUUUCGGAUCGAAUUCAUGGCAGUUACGAUGACAUUGAAACUGAAUCUCAGGAUAGCCAGUCACAAUUGGACAGUGAUCGUAAUGAACCUCUCGCACUGGCAAAUGCUGACAAUGGUUUUUGUUCGCUCAAUAGACUUGUCGAUACCCAGGCCAACAGUGCAGAGACGGUGAGGCUGAGACUUGCGAAUGGGGACAGUCCUUGCGCUGGCCGAGUGGAGAUUCACUACAAGGGGAAGUGGGGAACUGUGUACGCUCUACUGUGGGACCUGCCAGAUGCUGCUGUUGUGUGUCGGGAGCUGGACUGUGGGACCGCGGUCUCUGCCCCGGGCGGGGCUCACUUUGGAAAAGGAUCCGGACCCAUUGUGACCUCGGAUGUGGAGUACCACAUCAUUCCGAGGUUGGUCCAAGGAAGUUCCCAAUGUUUCGGCAGACUGGAGGUCCUGUUUGGUGACACCUGGAAAACAAUGUGUGGUCUUGACUGGGAUUUGAAAAACGCCAAUGUGGUCUGUGCGCAGCUUCAUUGUGGAGUGGCCGUGUCUCUUUCGAGCUCUGCUCAUUCUGGAGGCAGUACUGUGCUGAUGGGUUCUGAGGUGUUUAAAUGUACGGGCAAUGAGACUCAGCUGAAAAUGUGCCCUCGGUCUUCAGACACUCACCAGGAUUGCAGUGGACACAACAAUGUCACUCUGAUAUGUUCUGAUGAAAAUUGGUGGCCAAGACUGGUGAAUGGGGGAAGCCGCUGUGAUGGCCGAGUUGAGGUUUACUACAAUGGAAGCUGGGGCAGAGUGCAGGACACCCUCUGGGAUCUGAAUGAUUCCCACGUGGUUUGCAGACAGCUGGGAUGCGGUCAUGCCUUAGAAACUUAUAAGUCUUCACUGUACGAGGAAAGUGAUGGCCGUCUGUGGUUGCAUGAUAUCCAGUGUCAUGGACAGGAAUCUCAGCUCCGGGAUUGUAGGAUCACAGGUCCAUUGAAUUCAUCUGUCACCAACAGCAGUGGCGUAGUCAUCCUCUGUUCAGAACAGAUCCAGUUAAGGCUGUCAGAUGGUGGAAGCCCUUGUGCAGGUCGAGUGGAGAUUUACUACAAUGGGACAUGGGGAUCGGUUUGUGACAACUCCUGGGAUAUGAUAGACGCUGAAGUGGUUUGCAAACAACUGGGCUGUGGACACGUCAUGGAUAUGUCACUUGCUUCCUCGUAUGAACCGGGCUCAGGCCCAGUUUGGUUGAAAGAUGUGAAGUGUUCUGGAAAUGAAUCAUUUCUCUGGGAAUGUCCUUCAGCACCAUUGGGUCACCAAGACGAUUGUUCUCAUAAAGAGGAUGUGAGAAUGAUGUGCUCUGAUCGGCAAAACAGCGUGCGCCUGGAUGGAGGAAGAAGCAACUGUUCUGGGAGAGUGGAGAUCAUGUGUGAUACACGCUGGGGCUCGGUGUGUGGCGAUUCCUGGGAUAUAACUGAUGCCAAUGUUGUCUGCAGACAGUUGGGAUGCGGCUUCGCUCUGUCGGCCCGAGGAAGGCACACUGUCCCCCAGGGUAACGAUGUGAUUUGGCAGAAUGAUGUGAAGUGGCUGGAGAUACCUAUUGUCGUCUGCAUAACCUUGGGAGUCAUGCUAAUCUGUGAGGUGCUCGUAUUACUGGUGGUAAUGCAGAGAAAAUUACAAAUGAAAGAACCUCACACUGUUGGCAGGGGCUCAAGUCUUGGUGUGUACCAAGGAAUUUAUGAAGAAAUUGAGAACAUUCCCAACGGCAAGAGAAUGGAUCAGAAACAUGGAGCAGAUAUCGAGAAUUAA
Messenger RNA from Hemiscyllium ocellatum (epaulette shark), 3801 nucleotides. Its product is annotated as deleted in malignant brain tumors 1 protein-like. Gene Ontology annotation, cellular component: membrane. The record is from RefSeq and is a predicted model, not a curated record. Bases 1 to 3801 code for a protein of 1266 amino acids. Lineage: Eukaryota; Metazoa; Chordata; Chondrichthyes; Orectolobiformes; Hemiscylliidae. The transcript is spliced from 18 exons.